AUGAAUUGCACCUAUCAUUUACAAAAUCCAAUAACCAUGAUAUGUAUAGCUCCUCACAAAUAUUAAUAUUAAAGGAAACUUUGUGUUGAAUGCCUUUAUGAACAUAACGUGAGUGCCAAACAAACUGUUGUGAAAAAGAAAUUUCAAGAAAUGAUUAUCGAUAAAUUUAAAGAAUCCAAGUUUGAUGACACAUCUGAGUUAACCAAGUAGAGAAUGAAUUUCAAAUCAGUGCUCUUUCAAACAGAGAAUAUGCUGAAGAAAAUUUGGGAAGAAUUAUCUGAAUCAAUCAAAUAAGUUUAUGAUUCAAUUGAACAAGAAUACUUUAAUAUUAUCAACCAAGGUACAAAUCUAGCAGAAUCUUCAUAUCAUAUGCUGACUUAGAGAAAUUAGUCUAAAUUAUUAUUGGAACCAUAUUAAACGAUUUAAAUGAUGAGAGGAAUUCAUAUAUGAUGAAAUUAGAACAGACCAAGAAUA
Molecule: messenger RNA, 474 nt
Organism: Paramecium sonneborni
Lineage: Eukaryota; Ciliophora; Oligohymenophorea; Peniculida; Parameciidae
Source: the annotation of a GenBank genome assembly